This is a messenger RNA of Cryptomeria japonica (Japanese cedar), 782 nucleotides long. Its product is annotated as probable histone H2AXb. Bases 74 to 487 code for a protein of 137 amino acids. The record is from RefSeq and is a predicted model, not a curated record. Gene Ontology annotation, molecular function: structural constituent of chromatin; DNA binding; protein heterodimerization activity. Gene Ontology annotation, cellular component: nucleosome. The transcript has 2 exons. NCBI's taxonomy places the organism in Eukaryota, Viridiplantae, Streptophyta, Pinopsida, Cupressales, Cupressaceae.
CUCUUAACUGCAUUUUUCUUUCUGUCUGAGAAGAGUACGAAUCUGAGCAUAUACAAAAUCCUCUGCAACUGCAAUGGCUUCCGGCGGAGGACGAGGAAAAGGCAAGGGUGUUAAAUCGGUUACCAGGUCGCAAAAGGCCGGUCUGCAGUUUCCGGUAGGAAGAAUCGGCCGCUAUCUGAAAACCGGCAGGUAUGCAAAGCGCGUCGGCGGCGGAGCUCCCGUCUAUCUUGCAGCCGUCAUGGAGUAUCUCGCAGCUGAGGUUUUGGAGUUGGCCGGAAAUGCGGCACGAGACAACAAGAAAACUCGGAUAAUUCCUCGACAUAUUCUACUUGCAGUAAGGAAUGAUGAGGAGCUCGGCAAGCUUUUAGGUAGCGUUACCAUUUCUUCUGGAGGAGUAUUGCCUAAUAUUCAUCAAGUUUUGCUGCCUAAGAAGGUCGGAAAGUCUAAGGAUGGUGCCGAUCCAGUCUCUCAAUCACAGGAGUUUUGAGCAGUGAAGGAUUCUCUGUGCUUUUGAACAGUUAGGGUUUCAUUUGUUGUUCAGGGGGGGUUCGGGGUUCAGGGUUUGCAACAUCAUUUAACCAUUUUGUGAUCCUUAGUUUCAAAAAAAAUUAUAGAGAAAUGUGAUUUCAUGUUUUAAACCGAUUUUUUUCACUUCCUCGGUGGAUAUCAUCACAAUAUCGGUUUCAGUAGUCUUGUUCUAAAUGCUUAUCAAGAUUUUGACAGUUGGUGAAAAACUGUGUAUGAAUACAAGUUUAUUUAAUGAAUUUUGAUACUUAUUACCA